GUGCGCGUCGUCGUGUCUGUGGGUUGGCUGGUUAUUUUGCAAGCGGGAGGGGCCGUGCGCGCUCUUGCCUCAGGCCUCUGUCCCCCACCCCCUUCGCCGGUACCGGUCUCUUCUACAGAAAGAUGUCGGACACGGCAGUGGCUGACACUCGGCGCCUUAACUCGAAGCCUCAGGACCUGACUGACGCUUACGGGCCACCAAGUAACUUCCUGGAGAUAGACAUCUUCAAUCCACAGACGGUGGGCUUGGGCCGCGCGCGCUUCACCACCUAUGAGGUUCGCAUGCGGACAAACCUACCUAUCUUCAAGCUGAAAGAAUCAUGUGUACGGCGACGCUACAGUGACUUUGAGUGGCUGAAAAAUGAGCUGGAGCGAGAUAGUAAGAUUGUAGUACCACCACUGCCUGGGAAAGCCUUGAAGCGGCAGCUCCCUUUCCGUGGAGAUGAAGGGAUCUUUGAGGAAUCUUUCAUUGAAGAAAGGAGGCAAGGCCUUGAACAGUUUAUUAACAAAAUUGCUGGGCACCCACUGGCUCAGAAUGAACGCUGUCUACAUAUGUUCCUGCAGGAGGAAGCAAUUGAUAGGAACUACGUCCCUGGGAAGGUCCUUGGGGAAAAGGAUUGCUGAUUCUGGUGUGACCCUGGUCAGAGAGAUCAGGAUUAGAUUUUGACAUGGGACUUGGAGCCCAUCUCAGUGUUGAAGAUCCUUGAGAUAGAUUAACUCUCUAGCUGCCG
This is a messenger RNA of Acomys russatus (golden spiny mouse), 730 nucleotides long. RefSeq names its product sorting nexin 12 (gene Snx12). Gene Ontology annotation, biological process: late endosome to Golgi transport; endocytic recycling. Gene Ontology annotation, cellular component: retromer complex; early endosome membrane. The transcript has 5 exons. Gene Ontology annotation, molecular function: phosphatidylinositol-3-phosphate binding. NCBI's taxonomy places the organism in Eukaryota, Metazoa, Chordata, Mammalia, Rodentia, Muridae. The record is from RefSeq and is a predicted model, not a curated record. Bases 123 to 623 code for a protein of 166 amino acids.